CAUUUUGAGCAUCUCACUCAUAGGCAGAUUCACGAAUUCAACGUUAUCCAAAACCCUACUUUUCCUCUCCCCUUCGUCAAUUCAGAUCUCAUGGAUUUCCACAGUCUUACCAGAAAAGAACUUCAAUUUCUCUGCAAACUCAACAAGAUCGCUGCCAACACCAAAAAUCAUGUCAUGGCGGAUGCUCUUCGAGACCUUGAUACCGUUGAAGGUAUUGAGAAGUUUAUCAACGUCACACAGUCUGAAGCAGUUGAUUUAGACGAGUCAAAAGAAAAUGUCGAUGUUUCUCCAUGUAAAGUCCCAACCACCAGAAACAGAACGGCGAAAACUACCGAAGUUGAAAAUUUGAAGCCGACAAACACCAGGACAACUCGCAGGACAGCUAAGAAAGUAGCCGGAGGAGUUGAAGAAUCAAAGAACGAAGCUCUAGAAACUCCAGCCCUUUCCAGCACAAGGAGGAAGGCUCUGGCAACUUCAUCUUGCCGGAGUGUUAACAGUCAACUGAAUGAUUGCGAACUAGAUUCAAAAGAAGAUAAGAAGUCGCCAGAAGCGGUUGUUGCAAAGGGGCCGAGGAAGGUGGCGACGACUUCAACCACCGUGAGAAAGGAGAUUGCUGUGCAGAAAACAUAUGACACGAGACGUUCCACUAGGCAGACUGAAAAGAAAUCUGGAGAGCCAAGAGUGAGGAAGCAAAGUGAAAAGGCAAUUGAGAUUAUUACAUUGUCGGAUGAUGAUGAUUCAUCAUCCGAUGAGGUAUCGACUGUUGAUGUUCCAGAGAGCACUUUGAAUGCAGUAAUUCCUAAUGCAGAAGUGGAAGACAUUUGUAAUGCCUUGGAGGAACUUGAUGUUGAUAUAAGCGAAGAAAAAGAAGAUUCUGGGGAAGUUGACAAUCUAAAGCCCGAAUCAGGAGAAAUCCCAAAUCCAAAUGAGGAAGGAAAUUUAGAAGAAGAACUGAAUGAGGAAAAGCCAGAAAAAGAUGACAUCUCAGGCCCUAAUGAAAAUGGGGAUCUUGAAGAGGAAAAACUCGAAAGUGAGGUUAUGGAGUUAGAAGAACAAGAUAACAUUCUAGAUGAUAGUACUAAUUCAACAGGAGUUGAUGUUAUAGAAGAAGAAGAAGAAGAAGAAGAAGAAGAAGCAAUCCCAGACAAUAUUGAGGAUUUAAAUGGUCCAAGAGAAUUGAAACUCGAAGCCGUUUCAGAGAUGAACAAUGGUUCUUCAAUCAUGGAUAGUGAUAUGAUUCUUGAUACCUCUGAGAAUCCAAAUGAAAACGAAAGUAGCGCGGAUGAAGAAAUCUCAAAUGACCUGAAUUUAUCCGAAAACACGGAUGACGAGACCUCGGAUGUUAUUGCUUCCAUUGAUAGCAUCUCUCCUGUGAAGAUUGAUUCGAGAAUAGUUCAUGAAGUGGACGCAAAAGUGGAAGAAAAAGAAGAAAUUUGUGAAUUUGACAAUCAAAAAUCAGAAUUGUCGGAAACCUUGGAUGUGAUCCCCACCAUCGAUAGCCUCUCCCCCAUAACAGAAGAAGUUGAAGAUCAUCAGCCGGAAGUUUCCACUGAGGUGGCUGUUGAACUUUCCGGUGAAAUAUCAGCCGUUUUUGAAAGUUCUUUAUCCAUCAAAGAGAAUGAUAUGCUCAAAACACCAUUAAUUUCCACCACCAGGAGAACAACUCCGGCGACUUCAUCCCGCCGAACUGUGAACAGUCAAAUGAAAGGUCAGAAGAUGGAGUGGGGCACACCUGCAACGGUUGUAGCAAGCAGUCGGAGAAAGGUUGCUACGCCUUCAACCACCGUGAAAAGUGAAGCUACUAUGCAGAAAACUCCGGCGACUUCAUCUCGCCGGAAUGUGAACAGUCAAAUGAAAAAAGGUAAGACGAUGGAGUCGUGCACCCCUGCAACGGUUGUAGCAAGCGGUCGGAGAAAGGUGUCGACGCCUUCAACCACCGUGAAAAAGGAAGCUACUAUGCAGAUGGAGGUCUGCUCUAGAAAGUCAACAAGGUUGACUGAAAAGAAAUGUGGAGAUUCAUUAGUGAAGAAGGUGAUUGAAAAGACUGAAAAGAUUGAUUCACUGUUGGAUGAAGUGAAUGCGAUAUUCCAAGAGGUUUUCUCUGUUGAUGUUGCAGAAAACGCCAUUGAUUCAGAUGCAAAAAUGGAUUCAAAUGAAAUGACAAAGCCAUGUGAAAAUGUGGAUAUUGAAGACGAGAAACUCGAAUUGAUUCCAGAAGAACACUUGGAGAGCUUUCAUGAAGAUAAUGCUGACGUGGAAUUAGAUGAAACUUCAAAGCCAUGUGAAAAUGUGGAAUUUGAAGAUGAGAAACUCGAAUUGAUUGCAGAAGAACAAUCGAAGAGCUUUGUUGAAGAUAAUGCUGACGUGGAAUCAGAUGGAACUUCGAAGGCAUGUGAAAUUGCAGAUUUUGAAGAGAAGAAACCAGAAUUGACAGAAGAACUCUCGAAGAGCUUUGUUGAAGAUAAUGCUGACGUGGAAUCAGAUGAAACUACAAAUCCUUGUGAAAAUGUUGAUUUUGAAGAGGAGGAACAUGAUCUGAUUCCAGAAGAACACUCGGAGAACUUUCUAGAAGAUAAUGCUGACGUGGAAUUUGUUGAAACAUCAAAACCAUGUGAAAAUGUGGAUUUUGAAGGAUCUUCUUCCAUUGAAGAGAAAAACCAACUCUCUCCAAAUCCAUCAACUUUGUUUGAUCUUAUCAGCCACCCAACCCCGGCACAUCCGACCACCAGGAUGAAAACUCCGGCGACUUCAUCUCGCCGGAAAGAGAAGUGUCAACUUAAAAACUGUGAGGAAGAUGCAAAAGAAGGUGAGAAGAUAGAGUGGUGCACACCUGGUAUAGCAACUGAAAGAAGCAGCAGGUCAACUAGGUUGACUGAAAAGAAAUCUGAAAAGUCAACAGUGAAAAACGAAAGUGAAAAGGUUAUUAAGAUUGAUGAAGCCAAUGUGAAUUUCGAAGAGGUUUUUCCUGAUGAAGUUCUAGAAAACGCCAUGGAUGCAGGUAAUCCAGAUGCGAAAUUGGAAGAUGUUUGUAAUUCCUUUGAGAAACUUGAAAUGAUUCCAUGUGAAAAUGUUGAUUUUGAAGAGGAGAAACGCGAAUUGAUGAUUAAAGGACACUCGGAGAGCAUUCUUGAUGAUGAUGCUGACGUGGAAUCAGAAGAAAUUUCAAACCCAUGUGCAAAUUUUGAUUUAGAACACUCGGAGAACAAUGUUAAUGGGUCAUCAACCAUGGUCAACGAAAAAGUUGACUCAGAUUCAUAUGAAGAAGAAAACCAAAUUACUAAAAUUGGUGUCGCUACUCCAAUGAAGAAAAUUGGUGGAUUUGUUUCGGAUGACAAAGAGAACAAGAGUGUGAUUGUUUAUGGAAACAAGAUGAAGAAAGAAAAAGAUGAGAAUGUUGUUAUGAAGGAGAAUUUACAAGAUGCAAGUUUGAGGCAACUAAGGAAGAAGCUGAAGGCGUUGACUUUGAAGACUAUGAAUGCGGAUAAUAAAGAAGCAAGACCAGCACUUCAAACACUGUGUGAGAACCAACUGUGGCCACCAAGCAACCACCGUCGAGGAACCUACUUUAAGGUCCGUUCUUCUUCUCCUUCAACAGACGCUGCUGUCGUCAACGUGUGUGCAACGCAAGGACCGCCACAUUCUUCUUCUUCUGCUGCUACUGUGGUCGUUUACGGUGGCACUUCUUCUUGGAUCUUCGGUGCUACAUCACAGCCACGUCUGCCGCCCGCCGUACUCCGUCACUCCGCCGUCGCCCACCUCCAUGGAUCAAAUGCAACAGCUUGGUGUGUGUGUUCUGCUCGUGCGUGGGUGCGUGUUUUAGUUGUUGUAUGA
Molecule: messenger RNA, 3831 nt
Organism: Lactuca virosa
Lineage: Eukaryota; Viridiplantae; Streptophyta; Magnoliopsida; Asterales; Asteraceae
Source: the annotation of a GenBank genome assembly